UCAACACACCAUAACAAGUCCUGCCCCUUAAUCCCAAGAAGGAAACGAGUUGCUGCUCUGACUACUUGCCCCUGAUAAGGUUUACACUUACUCCAUUUGGUGUCUCAGGUUUCAGGACUGAUCUCUCCUGUAUCCUGUUGUUUUUCUCCACAAAGCACAGUCAGCGUUGAUGGACUUACACUCCACCACAGCUGUGACAUGACAAAGUGUGUCUACAGUGUUGUAUCGGAGCGGUAAAGAAAGAGACUUCAAGUAUCAGAAGAAUGAACGACAGCCACCAGGAAGUAACAGACACCCAGGAAACCGAGUUUGGAGAUGCUGCCCCGCCAAAACAGAAGAGGAUCAUUCACUUCGCCAACGGUGAAACUCUGGAGGAUGAGGACAGCGAGGAGGAAGAAGAAGAGGAGCAGUCAUCAAACAGAGAUCCCUUCACAGAACCUGCGGAGAGGUCCUCCAAGACCCGGUUCUCAUUCAAGAAUGUGGCCUUUCUAGUUGGGAGGGUGUCACUGUUAAUUUGUGAUUUCCUUGGAGAGAGAACGGCAAGUGCACUUGGACUGAAUGCAGCCAAAUACCAGUACGCUGUAGAUCAGUAUCAGAGGGACCACAAGACAACAAGCAGCCCAACCAAAAAUGGUCAAAUGGGAGGACGGGCAGAGAGAACCCACCUCUCUUCUGGACAGCACGGGAGUCUUUAUGGAGCUACGGGAGAUUCGAGAUGUCCCGAUGACCCCCAAAAGAGCUGCGAUGAGAAAGAUAUGGACAGAAAUGAAGGGCGUCACAACAGAGCUUAUGAAGGAGAUGAGGAGUGAAAUAAGGCACAUAAGAUCUGUUAUGUAUUAGAUGUAAUGAUGGGGCUGUUUGUAUAGUAUUGUAAUGUUACAACAGAGAUAUGUGAGGCAAGUGACAUCAUUGCCUUUCCUCGCUUAUGCAGAAAACACUAUUUUCCUACUUGUCCCCUGAAUAAGAUCCCACUCUGUCCUGUUACUAGCUUUUAAUUGAAUGUAUUUUUCCACUCACUCUUCUUUGUUCUAUUCUGGGGAAUGAAGAUAUACUAUGCUCACCAUCAGAUGUGAAAUACAGUAUGU
Molecule: messenger RNA, 1085 nt
Organism: Scomber japonicus (chub mackerel)
Lineage: Eukaryota; Metazoa; Chordata; Actinopteri; Scombriformes; Scombridae
Product: protein FAM177B
Exons: 5
Coding region: 264-809 (181 amino acids)
Source: RefSeq, a predicted model, not a curated record